AAAUCGCUCGGAACAUUUCGGCCAUGGCCGAGUUGUUACGAUUGUAUAACGAGGUCUUUCUCGAAGCUUUGUCGGAGGAGGCCGAGUUCUUACGAUUGUAACGAGUUGUCCCCCUUCGCAUAAUUGUUGUCAGUGUCAGUCAACUUUCGUUUUGUUGGAAAGAAAGACAGAACUGCUGAUCUUGCAGCCAAAUGGAAGCACUCAUUCGGAGCUCCUCGGCCAUUUUUUCCAAAACAACCUCGGAUGUAUUCCGGUACAUCUGUUGAAGUACGGACUUAAACGUACCACUUUUUGAGUAUGUAAACCGUCCAUAUACAUCCGAGGUAUUUUUUGAAAAAAUGGCCGAGGAGUUCCGAAUGGGAAGCACUGUGCCAUCUCUCAGGAGCCGGUGAUGGCGUGUGAACUUGGAAGUUUAAAUCUCCAAUGGUUGCUUUCCAAUGCACAUCGGCGAGAUUAGAACACCCAAAUCCUUGGUACAGUCGGCGUGGCAAGAUGAUGCCAAAACAGGGAGAUGGCGUACAAAGACCCGGGUUACAGGUUGUACACAAAAGCCCCAACUUCCUUUGUAUCGACAAGAUGUAUGACUUAAAGAUAAACAGUGACGACCCAACAGAUAUGACGGUUAAACAUCAGGCUAGGGCAAUGUUUCCAGAGCUUGUGGACCCCAAAUGUUCCCAUGGAUUUAGGUUUGUACAUAGGUUGGACUAUGCUACAAGUGGUAUUCUCUGCCUGGGCCUGACCAAAAAUGCUGCUAAACACCUGUCGAAACUGUUCCAUAAUAAACAAGUGACCAAGUAUUACCUGGCAUUGGUACGAGGUCACAUCGUUGAUGAAGCUGUGCUGAUAGACGUUCCUAUUGGUCGUCUUGAUGAUGCCGAGUGGGCAGGUCGUAUGUGUGCAGCCGACCAUGAAAAGUGUGAUGUUCCGCGACCCACAGCUACCCUCCUUGUGUGUCUGGAGAGGGGGAUGUAUGGUGAUAAGCCUGCAACAAAAGUGCUGCUUAAACCCAUCACUGGUCGUCAGCACCAGUUGAGGGUACAUUGUGACUACAUCGGACACACUAUAGUUGGUGACUACACCUACAGUUUACGUCAAGAUAAAACACCACACCGUAUGAUGCUGCACUCUCAUAGACUUGUAGCGGAUAUGAAGAUUGAAAAUCUGGAUUUACGGACUUCAGAUCCGUUUACUACGGACUUGAUUGAAGAGUGGAACCCGAGUGCAAUAUGUAGGCCUUAUGAAGAGGCGGAAAGUAUUGCUAAAGGAUUUGAAAUGGACAAUAUGGAUUCAAUAUCAGGAAUGGAUAAAUUUAGACUAGUUCGUAUCAAAUUAAGUGAGUCUCAAGGAGAGGAAAGAUAUACAGAGCUUUAAUAGGGCUUUAUUUAAUAAAGCUUUAAUAGUUCUUUGAUAGGGCUUUGAUAGAGCUUUGAUUUGAUUUUAGUUAAUAAAUUCAUAGGUAACUACUGAUA
This is a messenger RNA of Mya arenaria, 1469 nucleotides long. RefSeq names its product RNA pseudouridylate synthase domain-containing protein 1-like. Gene Ontology annotation, biological process: pseudouridine synthesis. Gene Ontology annotation, molecular function: RNA binding; pseudouridine synthase activity. The transcript is spliced from 8 exons. The record is from RefSeq and is a predicted model, not a curated record. Lineage: Eukaryota; Metazoa; Mollusca; Bivalvia; Myida; Myidae. Bases 424 to 1371 code for a protein of 315 amino acids.